AAGAAGACCCAAUUUCGAUACAACAUUCCCACCUUCGAUGUCUACAGAACCCCAUCAUUUUCCAUCUAUUUACUCUUCUGUAACAGCAGAAAAGUUUCGAGCUUUCGCGCAGUUCGGUGGGCUUACCAGCCGCAGAAACUCGCUGAGGAAGAAGAUCACUGACGGCCCAAGGGUGAACCAGAAUUCCAUUCCUUUAACCCCAAGUUCUGAAUUUCAGUUUUUGAAUAGUAAUGUUGUUGAUUCUGAGAGUCAGUGUAGUAAUUUGAUUUCUGAUGAUAGUGUGAAAGAGAGUAAAUUUGGUAAUGGGGUUGUUGAUGAUAGUGUUGCUGAAACGGGUAAUGCAGAAGAAUCGAAUUCGAAGCGUCUUGGUGAUUCGGUUUUGUUGAGUAAAUUGGAGGGUUGGAUGGACAAGUAUAGGAGGGAUACUGAGUACUGGGGCAUUGGUUCGGGUCAUAUUUUCACUGUUGUGCAAGAUUCUGAUGGUAGUGUGAAGGCGGUUUCGGUUAAUGAGGAUGAAAUCUUGAGGAGAAGCCGAGUUGAGUGAGGGGAACUGGAGGGCUCGGUGGAGA
Malus domestica (apple) is the source of this 569-nucleotide messenger RNA. The record is from RefSeq and is a predicted model, not a curated record. NCBI's taxonomy places the organism in Eukaryota, Viridiplantae, Streptophyta, Magnoliopsida, Rosales, Rosaceae.